CUCGAAUUCCACCCCAACCAAUUUUCUCAAAACCCUAAUCGCCUCGGAUCAUGUAAUUAAUCCGAAUUCGAAUCUGGGUUUUGGUGGAUUCGAUUUGGAGACCCGAGAGAGCGAGAGAGGGAUCAUGACUCGGCGGUGUUCGUAUUGCAGCCACAAUGGCCACAACUCUCGGACCUGCCCGAACCCUGGAGUCAAGCUAUUCGGAGUCCGGUUGACUGCUGGAUCGAUCCGGAAGAGUGCCAGUAUGGGUAACUUGACCCAUGACACCGGAUCCAGUAGCGGUAACCUUCAAAAUGGCCUCGCCGGAAACAACCAUGACUCUCCCGGAGAUACGCCAGACCACGGCGCCGCCGCCGGAGAUGGGCAUGCCUCGGAGGAUUUUUGUUUCCGGGUCGUCGUCCAGUCGGGAAAGAAAGAAAGGGGAAGAAAUGGCGAAAGCUCUACAACUUCCCAUCAUAGACCUCGCUUCUCCUGAUCGAAUCUCCACCGCCAAUUCCAUCCGUCAGGCAUGCAUAGAAUGUGUUUUUUUUACCUCAUAAACCAUGGGGUAGAGCAGGAGUUGCUUAAGCAAGUGUUUGAUGAGAGCAAAAGAUUCUUCUCACUCCCCCUUGAAGAGAAGAUGAAAUUGCUUCACAGAGAAACAAGAGGUUAUACGCCACUGUAUGCCGAGAAUCUCAACCCUUCUUCAAGUUCUAAAGGU
Molecule: messenger RNA, 700 nt
Organism: Camellia sinensis
Lineage: Eukaryota; Viridiplantae; Streptophyta; Magnoliopsida; Ericales; Theaceae
Source: RefSeq, a predicted model, not a curated record